CUGUGCAGCAAUGUUAUAUAUAAUAUAAUAUUAUUAUUACUUGAUAUUUGAUUAAUUCCAAAAACCAAAGAGUACUAGAAGUACAGGGUUUUGUCUAGUAUUGUUGAUUUGAGAGAGAAAUGGAGAAUAAAAGCAUUACUACAAGUACUAGCAGUGGAAGUAAUGGUGAUGAUGAGGGAAGUGAGAAGAGAGGAAUGUACCUAGUUUGGGAAGACAUAACUGUUGUGGUUCCAAACUUUGGCAAUGGACACACAAAGAGGUUGCUUAAUGGCUUGAAUGGGUAUGCUGAACCUAACAGAAUCAUGGCUAUUAUGGGUCCUUCUGGCUCUGGAAAAUCCACUCUUCUUGAUUCUUUGGCAGGUAGACUCGCUAGGAAUGUUAUCUUGUCUGGAAAUGUGCUUUUAAAUGGAAAGAAAAGAAGAUUGGACUAUGGUGGUGUUGCUUAUGUGACCCAAGAAGACAUAUUGUUGGGAACACUAACAGUAAGAGAAACAAUAAGUUAUUCAGCAAAUCUAAGGCUUCCAUCAAGAAUGAGGAAAGAAGAGGUAAAUGAGAUUGUAGAAGGAACGAUAAUGGAGAUGGGUCUUGAAGAUUGUGCAGAUAGGGUUAUAGGGAAUUGGCAUUUGAGAGGAAUAAGUGGUGGAGAAAGGAAAAGAGUAAGCAUAGCAGUUGAGAUAUUAACAAGGCCUUGUCUCUUAUUCCUUGAUGAACCAACCACUGGCCUUGAUAGUGCCUCUGCUUAUUUUGUUGUUCAAACUUUGAGGAACAUUGCUCAUGAUGGCAAGACUGUAAUUUCAUCCAUUCAUCAACCAAGUAGUGAGCUUUUUCAACUUUUUGAUGAUCUCUUCCUGCUUUCUCGAGGCCAAACUAUUUAUUUUGGACCAACUGAAAACUCACUCGAGUUCUUUGGGAAAGCAGGGUUCCCAUGUCCAAGUAGAAGAAACCCUUCUGAUCAUUUCCUCCGCUGUAUUAAUUCAGACUUUGAUACUGUCACAACCACCAUCAUGGCCUCCCAAAGAAUCCAUGAACACAACUCAUUAACACCAUCAUUAGGGAACUUAUCAACUGCCGCAAUCAGAGCAAAACUCAUUGAGAGAUACCGUUGGUCUGAGUAUGCAACCGCCGCAAGAACUAGAAUCAAACAAAUCUCCAACUUUGAAGGAUAUGAUGGUGAAAGCAAAAGCAAGAAUGAAGCGAAAUGGUGGAAGCAACUAACAACAUUGACUCAUAGAUCUUUGGUGAACAUGAGUAGGGAUGUAGGAUACUAUUGGAUAAGGCUAGCAAUCUACAUAGCAUUAUCUUUAUCUGUUGGAACAAUCUUCUUUGAUGUUGGAACAAGUUACAGAGCCAUCUUUGCAAGAGGUGCAUGUGGGGCUUUCAUUUCUGGUUUCAUGACAUUCUUGUCCAUUGGAGGCUUCCCCUCCUUCAUAGAGGAAAUGAAGGUGUUUUAUAAAGAAAGGCUUAAUGGAUACUAUGGAAUUAGUGUCUACAUUCUAUCAAAUUUUCUCUCUUCAUUUCCCUUUGUUUCAAUGAUGUCCAUUGCCACUGCCACCAUAACGUAUUAUAUGGUCAAGUUUCGUCCAGAAUUUUCACAUCUUUGUUACAUCACCCUUGAUCUUAUUGGCUGCAUUGCGGUUGUGGAGAGUUCCAUGAUGAUCAUAGCUUCAUUAGUUCCCAACUUCCUCAUGGGAGUAAUAAUAGGAGCAGGAUAUAUUGGUGUAAUGAUGAUGACUGCUGGCUACUUCCGUCAGAUCCCUGAUCUUCCCAAAUUCUUCUGGCGUUACCCAAUUUCAUACAUUAAUUAUGGGGCAUGGGGAUUACAGGGAGCAUUCAAGAAUGAUUUGCUUGGGCUGGAGUUUGAUCCUCUAGUACCAGGUGGUCCAAAGCUGAAAGGAGAAACCAUACUCACAACCAUGCUUGGCAUGAGAAUUGAAUAUUCAAAAUGGUGGGACUUAGCUGCUGUCGUGUUCAUCCUCAUACUGCAUAGAGUUCUCUUUUUUAUCAUUCUCAGAUUCAAAGACCCCGCUUCACAUUUCCUUUAUAGUAUCUAUGCAAAGCAAGCAAUGCAACGCAUCAAGAAGAGGCCAUCUUUCAGGAAAACACCAUCUUUCUCUUCAAAGAGGCACCAAACACUGCAUCCCUUGUCUUCUCAAGAGGGUCUCAACUCACCAAUUCAUUAAAGAUACAACAAUCACACAACAACAUACUACUGAUAUUGUAUCAGAACCCUUGCAAAGCAAAGAACUUAUACAAUUUACAAUUUACUUAUUUAGAAACCAAAAAAGACCAAAACAAAACGUUGAAAUAUGUCUCUUAUUUCAUUAUCUACAAUGAAACAGAUAUAUAAGGAAAAUAAGUUCACUGAAGUUAUAUAUUAUGUACUAUAUAUCAUUGGUGGUACUGCAUUA
This is a messenger RNA of Arachis ipaensis, 2408 nucleotides long. RefSeq names its product ABC transporter G family member 15-like. Gene Ontology annotation, molecular function: ATP binding; ATP hydrolysis activity; ABC-type transporter activity. Gene Ontology annotation, cellular component: membrane. Lineage: Eukaryota; Viridiplantae; Streptophyta; Magnoliopsida; Fabales; Fabaceae. The record is from RefSeq and is a predicted model, not a curated record.